AUAAAGCGAAGAGCAAGAAGAAGCAAACAAGGUUUUCGUCGAACCUCAGUGAUCAGAGGAGGAAAAAGCUUAUUGAAAAUAUAUUCCGUAUCGCAAUAGUCAGAAGCGCGUUCAGUUUGGAUGUGAUUUUUAGUUAUUCUCUUGAAGCAGGAAAAUAAGCUGCUAUUGGUGCUUAUUCUAGGCCGAAAAGUGUGGAAAAGUGUAGCGUGUGAAGCUAGUUCCCGAAAUAAGAAGAAAAGUGGUACUUUUGGGUUGAAUUUUCAAACGUAAAGCAGAAAUUUGCUUUGAAACCAAAGCCAGUCAGAGGCAGUUUUGGGCAAAUAGGCAGAUCGUUAGCAUUUUCUCGUAUUGUGGCUGGCUUCUGGAUUGCCUUGAAGGGUCUGGCUGACGAGAAUUUUCCUGUUUCCCAACGUAAAUAUACUUUGUAACAACGUCAGUGCCGAAAGGACGAUCAAGUUUUCCACUGGUGUAAAAAUUAGUUUGGUUAAGUGUUGAGACGUCGCGCAGAAAAGAAUUAGAAUUCCCUCCCACAGCUCGGCAUAGUUGGCCAUGGCCCGUUUCGUUUUAUCAUUCGGAAAAAUCGUAUGUUGUCAUCAGAGGCCAAGAAUUCGAAAAAUAAGUUUAAGUUGAGAACUAAUAAAGUACACAGAGGGAGAAUUUAGUCCAGCAGACAAUUUUAGCAGUUUAGCAGUAGCGUAUUUUGUGUGCACAGUGAGGUAGAGGAGGGAAGGGAGCGAACAUUUUGAUUCUGUGGCUGGCGUCGUGGCUUCGAAACCUUGACUAUUCGUGAGUGAAAAUUGACUGAAGAUCCGAGCGGUCGCUCCCCCCUGAAAUGAGCACACCGGAAGGCGAUAAAGCUGGUUCCGGAGGAGGUACAAAAAUGCAGGGCACGGGUGCAUCAGUGGUAGGAUCACUGUCCGGAUCCGGUAGUGGGGGUGGCAGUGGCGGAAUAGGUGCUACCAUUGGGACCGGAUCGGGAACAGGUGCCACGGCAUAUCCCAUCGAUUUGGCAUCGGCUUCCAAAGUUUUGGUUCGACCAACUGAGAAAACAAAUAUGCCAACAACUUACAGAAUCGGAAAUUCGGCCGGCAAUCAGAUGCGUGUGGUGAUUCCGAGCAAUGCCGCUCCGCAGACGUUUUACAGACAAGCGAUCAAUUUGAAACAAGAUACAACCAACCGCACCCAGAUAACGGCCCUACCCGCACGAACGGUAACCCAGACAUCCAUCACCGUGUCUCGGCCACAGACCCCCACAACUUACCAUGUACCGGCGCGUGUGCCAGCCACUGUGGCGAGCAUUCAGGGCCCUCGGGCGACCAUUACGGCCCCGAUAAGGAUUCCUACACCACCCAUCAGUGUAGCCAAUCUUAACACCUACGUCCGGCAGUCGGUUCCAUCGCGAACAUCCUCCCCUUCGACUACCAUUAUUUCCCAAGGGACAACCAAUUGGAUGCCAAACGUGCAGGUUCAGGUUCCGACCCAGCUGAUACGGGCCAACAGUUUAACGCAAGCUCCUCGGGCCCGAGUUGUCGCCCAAACUAUCCCGGCAAAUCAGACGUCUAACAACGUGAACAAUGCCACCAUCACGGCCAACGUGGUUGCCCAUCAGGCAUCGACACCAACGAAUCAGCAGAAUGUGUCCAUCGGAGGUGCGAAUCAAUCGCAAGCAUUUGUAGCUACACUUGCGACGGCAGUUUUGCCACCUCAAAGGCAACUAACGUCGACACUGGUUUAUACCAACAACAAUUCCCAGCAGCCAUAUGCAACCGGAACGAAUCCCCAGCGGUUAACGUUAGCCACUACACUUUCUCCUCAACGACCCACUGGUGUUCGGCCUAUCCAACGCCUUCCGACAUCGAAUCUCGGAGUACGUGUUACGGCGGGUGGUAUCAGCAUUCGUACUCCUAGUAUCCCGGUGCUUGCUCCCACUACGGUUCUAACUACAAUUGCGCCCGGUACAGCAGGGAGCCAGGGUCGGACAGGAACAGGUUCAACCGCAAACAUCUCCAACACAAUCCCAGCUCGGAUCAUCCAGGUUCAGAACCCUCAGAGUGGUCAAGUCAUAAGCGGAGGACGUCUUCCAACCAAUCUGGUAAACAUCCAACCACUGAUUGUGAGCAACAAUCGUUUCCCUCACAGCAAUAUACAGCCGAGCCUAACGAUAGCCCAAGUUGGCAAACUUACGCCGGUGGCUGCCUCACCGGUAUCGAACAUUUCGAACACCUCGUCCAACAACCAGGAUACCGCUUGCGGUACGACAACGCUGCAAACAGCCUCUGGACAGCAAAUCGUCGUGAGUUCGAGUCAAGUCAGUGGAGCGCUCAAUUCCAGUGGCGGAUCCGGUUCAACGGCGACCAUUAUAACCGGUAAUUUGAUAUCCAACCAAUCCGGUGGUGGUGGAACACAAUCUCAAGGUCAAAUCACGCAAAUUGUGAACGUGAAUCCCGGUUCGGUGGGAUCGGGGCUAUCCGGUCAAACGCCACAGAUCGUCACCGUGAGUCAGGGUCAAGUUAUCAGCACCCAGCAGGCCAUUUCCGUUUCCAAUUCUGGUGGCGCGGGUUCAACGACGGUUAUUCCUAUCCCACUUGCAAUCACCGGGAGAAAUGCCAGCAUACCGGUAUCGGUGGCGACACUAUCCGCGAACCAGAAUCCAAUAAAUAUUGUAACUGGAGGAAGUACCAUCACGGGAAUUGUGCGGACAACAACGAGUGGGGCAGGUGCCAUGUCCACAUCGGCGAUGCCAUCGAUUUUACCAAUUGCGAAAGUUACACCCCAACAGUUGAGUGGGUUAAGCACAAUCGACAGUUCCCUCAUCAGCUCGGCUUCGUAUUCCGUUGCUGGAACAGGGGCAUCUCUAUACAUUCAAACCAGACCCCAGCAACCGAGUACAAUCGUGACGACCGUUGCAAGCUCCGGGAAAUCCAGUACACUGAAUGUAGUGUCUGGAAACGCUUCCGGAACGAUUGGCAAUACGGGUACAACAUUCCUCCCGACUUCCACAUUUUAUUACGAGCGUGUGACACCUUCCCCUGCAUCUUCUUCGCAGUCCGCUACGACUUCGGCUCCUGGUGGUGCUAUUGGACUGAUUCAGAGUGUAUCGGCGCUAACUUCCACCACAAUCACUACAACGAGCUCUCUCAGUGGACCCGUGUUCUCAAUCUCUUCAAGCGCUCUGAACAGUGCAACGAUAUCGACGGGUAGCUCAGGAACAGUCACAGGACCGAUCGUGGCGGGCUUAUCCAGCAGUCAGCUAAGUUCGGCCAACGUUAUAACAACAACCGUUUCUUCAUUGCCAUAUGCACCGGCGGCUGGCUCAUUCGCCAUUGUACAAACUUCCGGACGGAAUAUUUCCGGUCCCAUCCAUGGAAUUGUAUCAUCAUCGAGUGCUGUUGGCACUGCGCAUUCCGUUCAAUGCCAGCAGCAGUCGCAUCCCCAACAACAGCAGCAGACCAAUCAACUGCAACAAUCCAGCACACAGAUUCAAUCUGUACCGGUUCGGUUCCACCCGCAACUGCUCGUGGACGGAGGUCAGACCCAGCAAAUCAUUAUGACCGGGGCAUCCGCUUUGGGCACCGGUCAGCAGUCUCAGUCUGCUCAUAUGCUAAUACCAGUCAAUCCAGCGGGUAAACUCGAAUCACCCCAAUCCAGCAUCCUUCGCAAGCGUGGUUUGGAGGGGUCUCCAAUCAAAAUGGGCAAAGAUCUCACCCAAACGUUGAUUGCAAUGGGCAAAGAGCGCGCCCGUGAAAUCGAGCAGCAUCGAGAACAGCGGGAAAGGGAACGGGAGCUAUCACCCCCGCCAUCUCGACCACCGUCCACCGAUGGAUCGACGACGGUUAGUGCCACGUCCAGUCCCGGAAUCGAUCAGCAGGAACAUGAGGAAAUAAAAGCAAUGGCUUUCGCGAAUCGGAACGCUAACAGUGACCUACCCUUCAAGCCGGUUAUUGAGGAAAUUUUCCAUCGCAACCAGCCGAAUCAAUUAGCGAGCGAACCAACUCCACCACCGCCACCCCUACAGGGACUAUCCACCGCUUUCCACAAUUCUUCAGCCUCUCAGCACCAAAAUUCCACCGCGGCGACCAGCAACAACGGAAACUACGAGCAAUCGCCCCGGAAGAAACCCCGCAAGCAAAACGUUGCCGAAGGACUCAAAUCGGUGGCGAAUAGUUUGCAGUUCUACGCAAACAACGAACUGGACAACAGUUAUCGGAUGGAUAUAUCCGGUCCCCCAAGCCAAGCAGCGCUCGAUGGGGACUACGUGCCGCCUCUACCGCCACAACAACAGCAACAGCAACCCCAGCAGCCACAGCAUUCGAAGCAUCGGAACAGUAGCAACGCGGCGGCAUCGGUGAUUAAUAAUAACAGCAUUGCCAAUAACGUUGCAGUGGCGACCAACAGUGUUAAAGUGGACGGUGGAGGUGCCCAGAGCUCGGCGAGCUGCGGAAAGGAUGGAGCUGCCACACCGAAAGAUGUUGCGCUGGUGCGGAAGGCCCGGAAUGCUAGUUUACUGGAGACAUACAAGCAGAGCUGGAAGGCAGCGAACAAUCACUUCCAUCGCUACACUGAUGUCAAGCAACGCGAGGAGCGGCGUCCGACAAUUGUAGAUAUCGCCAAUCAGUCACACGUGCUCCAGAAAGUCAACGGUUGGAAAAUCUAUCAUCUCAGUGCGCAGAUUGAAGAUUUGUGCGAAUUAGAAUCUCAAGCAUACGACAAACUGGAUCAAAUGCUAAAAACCAUGGAAGCAACACCGAAGCCCUCGGCUGAAAUUGAACGCAUCAAUGAGCUGCUGAAGGGUAACAUGCAGCGCAGCAAGAUUAUCAUCGAUGGCAUCAACGAGGCGCGGACGCAAAUCAUGAAGAUUUUCGACCACAAAACCCACGUCUCGGACAUCAUUCAGCGAUGUGCUUCGAAACGGAACUUCAAGAAGCGGGAGAAAACAUAAGAAAGGAGGGUUGCCGUUGCUCUCGAGGAGCAGUGAAAAAAAUCCGUACUUGUACAUACUUUUCCUUUACACGUUCUACGUUCGCUUGGUGUUAUUCCCUAGGCUUCCCUGGUGUAGAAAUAAUAAUUGUGAGAAAGUAAUUUUUAACACGUAACAAAUCGGAUAGUCCGUCGGAUUUAAUUGUAAGAUAAGAGGUUAAAGCUGCAUCAGAUGUAGUGUUAUAGUUGAAGGAAAACUAGAAACAUUUCCUGCGUUGAUUCCGACUGUUUACAAAAACAAAUUGUGGUGUUUGAUAGAGAGAACAGUCGGCGUCCAAAGUAGCUGGUGUAAAUUCUCCCUGAUAUAGGUACAGAUUCACCGAUUUGUAAAGUAGAAAUACGAAAUCCAAUUAGCAGAAGAAGUAUCAGAGUAUCAGAGUAUCAGAGCGGAUGUGAGCAAUACCCCCUUCGAUUAUCGAUUUCAUUUGCUAGGAAACUAAAAUGUGACAAUUUUCGACUUGAAGCAAUUAAGUGUUAGCCCUUACAGAGUUUUUACUAGUAUUAAGUGCAAUAACAAGUUUUAUUGGUAGUUGGAAGAAGUAUGAAGAAAAACUUAAGAAAACCGAAAAAAGUAAGCCCUGCUGUGAAAGUCGAAAAUUUGAUCAACAAGCUUCUCUGUUCUUGUAUAGUAACAAGGCAGCGCGUGAUGUCGCUACCGGGAAGAAUAUUUUUUGCUAUUCGUUUUUUUAAUAAUAAUGUACAGAUUUUAUACUUAUACAAGGUGCGUUCCAAAAUAAUUGAGAAUUUUCCACGAUUGCACAUUCUAGUGACAUUCUCGAUUGGUUGCCGAUCGAACGGGAAGCUAUAUUUAUCCCAAUUCUACUUUUCGAUCUACUUGAUAAAAUUCCAUUUUGUAUUCCGUUUGAGUUGUUUUUGCAUUUCGAAAUUUAAACUCGAACGAAAUAACGGUUUCGAAGGAAAUACCAAUCCGGCGGAAUGCAGAAUCGGGGUGUACAUAGUCCCUUGAUUUAUAGGGUAGAAGUAAACAUUAUAACCACAAUCCUUUAUCGUAUCUAGAGUAUGCGAUUUUGCGAAAAUCUCGUGCGUACUUUGGAACGCACCUUGACCUGUAAUAUGGUGUCAUAAAUGGUUGAAUCAUUAGCAACUAAGCAACAGAGUAAUUGAAUUUCAAAGUUUGAUUAUGUUAUUUCGUUGAGCGUUUUCAUUUCUUGGUAAAUGAUCUGGAAGAGAUUUAUUUUGUGCGAUCUUUAGCAACUGUAGCAUGUAAGCGAGUAAAUCAUUAUUUUGGAGGAUACUAUGAGAUAGAAGUGUAGAAUCAAAUUGGAACAUCGGAAAGUUGGUUCGUGGCAAUCAACGAAGUGACCAUACAUAUAUGACUGAAAGAACAUUCAGUAAUGCGGGAGAACAGCGGAAAUAUUUCAAUUUGAUAACGAAGCGAAUAUUGUGUGUUACUGAGUAGCAGUUAUUUAAAAAAAUCACAAUGAUUAUAA
Messenger RNA from Toxorhynchites rutilus septentrionalis, 6428 nucleotides. It is a transcript of the gene Sap130, whose product is annotated as mucin-2. Lineage: Eukaryota; Metazoa; Arthropoda; Insecta; Diptera; Culicidae. Gene Ontology annotation, cellular component: Sin3-type complex. Bases 833 to 4939 code for a protein of 1368 amino acids. Gene Ontology annotation, biological process: negative regulation of transcription by RNA polymerase II. The record is from RefSeq and is a predicted model, not a curated record. The transcript has 6 exons.